UUAUUUUUAAUGAUUAAUCACAUUUAUUUCAAAAAAAGAAGUAAAAAGACAAUACAUUAUUGUUUUUCCUGUCAUUAUCCACACUUUACGCUUUACGGUUUUUAUAAAUAGAACUUUCCCUAACAAAUUUUAUGGCAACUUAUUUGUUUUCUAAGAACAUCAGUAAUAAUCAUUUUAUCAUAAACAAAUCAAAUAAUUUUAUUUAAAAUCAAAACAUUAAAAGUUUUUUUUUCGCACAAUCCCGUAGAAAAGCCUUCAGGUGUAAAAAGUAGGUUUACUCUUCUUGUCUUUUCCACGCUUUCCGACGCUCUGUUACGUAUACGACGAUUAAAAUUACGCGUCCGGGUCGUUUACGUUUAAAUCUCCACUAAAAACUUUUAAGAAAACAAAAAUACUUUUACUUUCACUAAAAGAAGUAAUUUGCAACUUCGUUAAACUUGGAAUUAAUUGGAAUCCUAUUUGAAUUGGAAAAUUUGGUUAUGAAUGAGUUGUUUUGAAGUAUUUCUAGAAAUUUUUGAAAGUAUUAAGUACUCAAAAACCGUACUUGAAAGAAAAAACGGUAGAAAAUUUGUUCUUUUUAUAAUUUCACAUUGCUUGGGUUGUGUAAUGUCUUCGAGAUUCCGCUAGGACAUAAAAUCAGUUUGACUAACGCACCAUGACAGAACCUUAAUUUCAAAGAGACAUAUUUUUUGAAAACGAAGUUAAUUAAAAAAAUCUAUCCAUUGUUCUUAAACUUCUGAUUACGAGAAUCUUCCUUUCAACAAUCGGUUUGGUCAUCAACAAUAGCUUACAACACACAAAACGCAUCCGUUGCAUUGUGACAAAAAUUGGCCCAGUUCAUUUCUCAAUUCGUUUCUAACAAGAAACACGAAAACUUAUUAGUUCCGUCAACAAUAACAUCGUUUUUUCAAACGAAAAAAUAAUACAAUUUACAAUCACGAUUUCUUCAUUUUUUUCCUUUUUACAUAGAGAAAUCUUUAGAAUCAUCUUUCCCCCCUUUAAAAUACUUUAUACACAAACAUUUUGCAUUAGUAUAUUAUUCCUCUCUUCAGUGAAAUUCGGUUUUUCGAAACGGUCAGUUGCCCCAAUAGAAAAUAAAUUAGUACCUAGUUGAUUAGAAUCGUUUAUUCAAUUUUGUUAACAAUAGUAUUGCAUUUCAAUACUUUUAGGUGUGGAUGUAACAUUAACGGAAAUUACAAAAAGUACAUAAAGUACAUGUAAUAAUUACAAAAAACGAUUUUUGAAACGUUUAUUGGUGAUCAUGUUGUUGUGGAGAGAAGAUACUCAAGAAGUUUUAAAAUGAAGAAAUUUGUGGUGGUGUGGCUUUUAAUUUGCAUUAAGGGAAUUAUCUCGGAGUGUCCAUCUCAAGAAACGAUUUUACCAUGUAGAUGUCAAGAAAGAAUUAAUGAUUAUCAAAUUUGGUGUUCACAUAGUGAUUUGACAAGAGUCCUUUCGGCGUUUCCCUCAAUCAAUAAACAAAUAGAUCGUUCGAUAGAUGAAUUAAUCUUAGAGAAUAACAAUUUACCAGCACUUCCAGGAAAAACUUUUGCGAACUUAAAGGUUGUACGUUUAAUGCUACGUUAUAACCGAUUAGAACGUGUCUCAAAUUCUUGGUUAACCGGAUUAGAAGAUAGUUUGAUGGAACUUUACUUAGUUGAGCCGGAAUUAAAAAGUUUACCGGACGAUUGCCUUUCAAGAUUGGUUACUCUGGAAGCUGUGACGAUUCAAUCAAACAUGUUGAAAAGAUUACCCAGUUUUUCUUAUUUACCAAAUUUGAAUUAUUUGUUAUUGGAAUCCUCCAUGUUAAUGGAAUUAUCACCGAGAAAUUUUAAGCAAGUUAAUUCGUUAGAAAAAAUUUUAAUAUCUGGGAGUUUGUUGUUAAAUAAAUUGGAAGAAGAUGUGUUUCAAGAUAUACCAGCGUUAAAAGUUUUAAACAUUUCUUAUUGCGGGUUGUCUUUUAUCCACCCAAGAUCGAUUACAAGAUUACCAUCGUUAACUCAACUUUCUUUAAUUGGAAAUAAAUUAAAUGAUGCUCCAAUGAUUGGGAGAGCAAUUAGGGAUUUACCAAACUUACAAACAUUACAUUUAGAUUGGAAUAAUAUUGAAAAGUUAACUGAAGGAACAUUUAUUGAUUUGCCAUCGCUAAAUUUAUUAUCAAUUUCGAAUAAUCGUAUUAAAGAAAUUAAUCGAGGUGUUUUUCACCGAUUACCUAUGUUAAAAACGAUUAAUCUUAAUUAUAAUAAUAUAAAGAAUAUUCAUCCGGAGAGUGUUUUAGCUUCAAAUAGGAUUCGAGAUCUUUGGUUGAGUUAUAACGAAAUAACGUUAAAUGGAUUGGAAAUUCGCGAGAUUUUUGAGGCUUUCCCCAAUUUAGCCUUUUUAGAUUUGAGUUAUAACCAGAUUAAAUCAAUUCCUGGGGGGGCAAUUCGGGGCCACUUAAAUUUAGAGCGAUUAAAUUUAAAUUACAACUUAAUUAAUGAGAUUCAUCAACUUGCAUUUGUUGAUUUACCCGUUUUGAGGGAGUUAAGUUUAAAAAAUAAUUCCUUAUCGGAUAGUUUUUAUGAAAAUGUUUAUCCGUAUUGGGAUUUGCCAAAUUUAAAAGGAUUAGAUUUAUCUGGAAAUUAUUUUAAUGUAAUUGAUGGGUGGUUUUUGAGGAAUUUACCUUCGUUAAGAAGAAUCGAUUUGAGUUUAAACGGGAUUAAGUUUAUUAAUCCUCGGGCGUUUUCGAAUUCUCCUUUGUUGGAGUACGUCAAUGUUUCGCAUAAUAAAUUGGAGGAUUUGCGUGAUUUAAUUAAUGAUUUAGCUGGAUUGUACGAACUUGAUGUGGGGUAUAAUAAAUUGAAACAAUUUAUACCGUUUUUACCGAAUGGUUUGGAGUAUUUGCAUUUAAAAAAUAAUGAUAUUUCGAAUUUGCCGGAUAAAAAGAGCCAAAUUUUAGAGUUGCCUUAUUUGAAAUUGUUGGAUUUAUCCGGGAAUAAAAUAAAAUACAUCGAAGAAAAUGGAUUGAGGAAAUUAAUAGGGUUGAAAAAGUUGUUUUUAGGGAAUAAUUUAAUAAGAAAUGUAAAUAAUGCCGCUUUUGGUGGAUUGAUUAACUUGGAAAUUUUGGAUUUGCAACGAAACCAAUUAAAUCAAAUCCCACAAUAUUUAUUUUACGAAUUGGUUCAAUUGAAAGCGUUAAAUUUGAAACGAAAUAAGUUAAUUGAGGUCGAAAAAAACGUUUUUAACAAUAACGGGUACUUAAAAAUGAUUGAUUUGAGCGAAAAUCAAAUUAAACAACUUCCAAUUUUUGAAAAUAAUAAAAUCGAAACCAUAAACGCUUCAUUUAACCAAUUAACAACUUUACCUCAAAGUUUAAGUAAACUGGAAUCGUUAAAAAACUUAGAUUUAACCAACAAUAAAAUAAAGGAGUUGAUUAAUUUAUCAAGCUUAAAAUCACUCGUUGAAUUAAAAGUAUCAAACAAUAAAAUUCAAAAUAUUAAAUCAUCGACGUUUGAGGAUUUGGAAAACAUAAAAAUUAUUUAUUUAAACAACAACGAAAUCGUCCAAAUCGAAACGAAUUCGUUUAAUUCACUUCCCGCUUUAAAACACGUUAAAUUAAACGAUAACAAAUUAAGUUAUCUCCCUAAUUUUGCCUUCAACAAUCUCGGGAAUCUCCAAAUUUUAGAGCUACAAAAAAAUUUAAUCGAAAAAAUCUCCAAAAACGCUUUCCACCAAAUCCCCCACAUAUUAAUGUUAAAUUUAAGCAAUAACUUAAUUUUUGAAAUGAACCAAGCCGGGUUGGGCACAUUAAAAAGUCUCGAAAUGUUAGAUUUGAGUUAUAAUCGCCUGGUGGAGGUUGAAACAGAAAAUUUAGACAACAUGGAGUGGUUGGUUGAGUUAAAAAUUGAUAAUAACGCAAUUUGUGGUGUAAAAGGGAUUAGUUUUAAUAAAAUGCCCAGAUUAAGAGUGUUAAGUUUAAGAAAUAACAAAAUGAUGUCAUUCCCUGAACGAGCUGUAAAUAAAUUGAGGGGGAAUUUAGCUAUUUUGGAUAUUGACGGAAAUCCUUUAGCUUGUACUUGUAGUCUUUUAUGGUUAAGGGCUUGGUUGAAGGAGUCAUUAACGAAAGGGCCAAGAUGUAUCGAUGGAAAUUUAUUGAUUGAUUCAAGAUUAUCACGAGAUGAUUGCCUCCAAGAAUCGCGCCUUUUAGAUCCUGUAGCCGAAGGAUGCGAAAGCGAAUUGUUAUCUUUACCGAAUCCUUAUGAUGGGACUAAUUUGUAUACCCCAUGGAUGAAAUCGAAUAAUUCUGAAAAAAUUAACACAAAGAAUCAAAUUAAUCCGGAAGAUUCCGAUUAUUUUUAUGACGAAUACAUCGAUUACCAUCUUAACGAGACUUUAAACGACGUCAAAAAUCUCCCAAUCGAGCACAAAUCUUCAACUGAAAAAAUUAAUUUGGGGAACACCCCCACUAUUUACGCAGCAAUAAAUAAAAAUCAAAAUCACACGAAAAAUAUACCAAAAGAAAUCGUUGGGUCACCGAGUUCGAGUGGAUUUACAUUUUUUGGGCUCCCACUCCCCACGAUUAAUUUAAACAACAUUUUUAAUAAUAGAAAUUCAAAUAAAAAGACUUUAGAAACAAAGCCGUUAAAAGUAAUGGAAACUCCUCCGCAAGCUGAACGAAAAAUAUCGAUUUUAAAUAAGCCUUCACGCGAAGAUUCAAGUAGAAAAAUGUUUCCGAUUUUAUCCAAACCGGAAAUCCAAUCUGGAUUUAUUCCGUUAUUACCCGAAAGUGGAGGAUUUAAACCAAUUCCUAACCCGAAUUUAAAAGGAUCCGAAAUACAAAUUGAAAAGGCCGAAAUAAAUGUAACUAAAUUUGAUCAAUCUCAAACUGAAAGUUAUCUUUUUACAAAAAAUUUUCACCCUAUACCAACGCCGAGUAAUCAAAUAAUUCCUGCAACGACGGAAAUUCCAAAUAAAAUCAAAACGAAUAUUUUCGUUGAACCCAAAAACGAAUCAACCACAAAUAAAUCGAAAUUAAAACCGGUUGAAAUCGAACAAAUCAAAAAUAUUUCCGAAUUUCUCUCAACGACAACUUCGCUUCCCGUUAAAUUAGAAAAUACUACUUAUCCCGAUUUGGAGACGAGCGGGGAUAAUAAAAGUUUUGAGGAUAUUUUUAAAGAUGUUGUUGAAAACGUUUCUUUUCCGUCAAUAAUUAAUUUGUCAACGAUAAAUUUUAACCAAGUCGCAACAUCAACUACACCGAUUCCUAAUUUUGUGUCUAAAUUGCAUGAUGAAAAAGUUGAGAAAAAAUUGAUUGUACAAAAACCGGCUUUAUUAAUUCCCGGGGGAUUUCAACCGCCUUAUAAGCCGUCGGGAAAGUCAAAAAUUACUAAAGUUACGUCACCGUUUUCUACGAAACCACCGCCGAAAUUACAGGAAAAAGAAACCGCCGAAAAUGAUUAUGAUCUAAUCACUACUGAUAUCAUGGAAAUUGAUAAAAGUUGGUAUUUUGCUAGUUAUAAUGAAAAGAAGCAAGCGUCUAAUUAUAAUUAUUAUGGACAAAAUUGUUCGGGGAGAAAAGAAAUUGUUAGUAGGUAUAUGUUCUUAAUUGUAUUUGUAAAAUUAUUUUUAUAA
This is a messenger RNA of Onthophagus taurus, 5607 nucleotides long. Its product is annotated as protein artichoke. Gene Ontology annotation, molecular function: protein binding. The record is from RefSeq and is a predicted model, not a curated record. NCBI's taxonomy places the organism in Eukaryota, Metazoa, Arthropoda, Insecta, Coleoptera, Scarabaeidae.